Messenger RNA from Postia placenta MAD-698-R-SB12, 2724 nucleotides. RefSeq lists its product as hypothetical. The record is from RefSeq and is a predicted model, not a curated record. NCBI's taxonomy places the organism in Eukaryota, Fungi, Basidiomycota, Agaricomycetes, Polyporales, Adustoporiaceae. Bases 1 to 2724 code for a protein of 907 amino acids. The transcript is spliced from 11 exons.
AUGAUGCGCCGUACUUCUACUAGUGUCUCAGCGAUCGGUAAACUGAGUAGAGUUGGCUCGAAAAGUAGUCUGAAAGUAGAUUCGACCCCAGCACAGUCUAUCUCUGAGCCAGAUGUCCCCAGUCCAGUUGCAGAGUCGCCCAUGCGGGAGGCCGCUGCAGCGGAGGAAAGCCCUGUAAUAGUAUCACCUCUUGGCCCUUCGCCUCUUCACCAGUCGACGACAGCUCAGGAAGCUCCGUCCGUACAACCAAGUCCCCAACCGGCCCUUGUUCCUGCUCUGGAACCCGGGACGAUAACUGCUAGUCCUGAAGGCUCAGAGGCCCCACUCGUUCCAGAACAAAGCAAACCCCAGUCUCAAGUGGAGGCCUCGUCCAUGGAACCUCCUGCGGCCGUCCCAACGACGAGCGCCGUCAAAUCUCAGGAGGCAACACCUGCAGAGCCUCCUGCUGUCCCUGCACCUGCACCUGCACCUUCCGCACCUGGAUCCUCCGGAUCUACGUCCACUGUUGGUCAGUCUGGCGCAGUUGUCCCCGCCUUGACCGCUAUCGGCGACCUGCCAGUCUCGCCUUCCAUUCUCCCCCCCGGACCCACAGGCCCAAUAGCAGAGAAGAAAGGUCCAGACUAUUUCGGUUUCAGCGACGAACAGACACUCGCACCAGACUGGGCCGGCACAGCUCAUGCUGCUCCUCCUGUCCCUCAAGUGAUAUCAGCAGCCACGGAGGAGAAGCAUGGUCCCGUGCGCGCCGGGACCAACCACGCUGAGGCGUAUGCAUGGGGCACGGAGAUAUCGAUCUCGCCGAAACAGUCGAUGGCAAGCUUCGCCGAUCGCCGUGACGAAGGCUUCCAGCCAGCGCGAACGAGUCGUGCCGUGACUAGAGCAAGCAGCAAGACAUCGUUGACGUCGUCGUCUUUCGGUGAGGUAGUUGUCGCUACCGGUGGCAAGCGAGUGGCUGUCUCUUUGGAGCGCGGCGAGGGAGAGGGCAGACGAGGCAGAAGUCCUGGCCCUAAUGUUCGCGUGACAGUCGAGGAUCCUUACUCCGACCCGUUCGCUGAUCCUCCUCCGGACCCCAAACCGACUCCUAAGGUCACACCCAAGGCCACACCUAAGGCUGCUCCUGCCGCGAAGAUGCCUGCGCUUUCGCCGAUCGAGAGCUUGGAUACUCCAGCCCUGGAGAUUGCUGCAAACGAUGCUGAGUGGUCAGGACCGGUCUCCAUUCCUCUACCACCGCAACGCGAGGUCAUCGCCUCUAAGGUUGUUCAAGACAUACCAUCCGGUUACGUGUUAGGCGAUAGUGCGACAUCUGAUCAGGAUGGAGCCCGUCACGAGACUGAUGAGAGGCAGCCCCUUCUUCAACGUUCCUCUACUGCAAGCCUCGGCGGUAAUGGCAAGGUCAACGCAUACAAUGAUGCAUCAUCGAGAGCUGCUAUUCCGUUUCCUACAGGAUCAAUUUCUCCCGAGCCUGCGAGCACGUACUCGAUUGAGAACGUGGGCUGGAAGGAGCACGCCCUUCCCGACAGCACCAGUUACUAUGUGCAUUCCUCGCUCCGUGUUGUAACCGAUAUCGACCUUCGCAACGCACAGAAGCUGCGUGCAAUCAUGGAGUAUUUGAAGAGAUUUCCCAGCGAGGUCGCCACGCCUCCCCAAGGAUGGGAGCUCUGGAUCAGGGAGACGGGGAAGACCAAGAAAGACUUCAAGCUGAUUAAGAACUGGGUGAAUCACAAGGCACGGAUUCUGUCAUUUGACCCGCCUCCAACCAUCUCCGGUGACUCGCUACCAGAUCAAAUAAAUGACGACGACCGAUUGGACAUGGAGUAUCGUUAUUGGAUGUAUCUUGAAGCUCACCCCGCGCAUGCACCUCUCAUAUCCGAUAGUCGCGCAGAAGCCUUGGAUGCUCUGAGCUGGUCUUACACAGAUUCUCUAUUACCGGCCUCAAGAUCCGUUGCACCCCCAUUCGCACCGCAGGAAUGUCAAGAGCUCAUGACAUUACUUCGUUCUGUCGACGGUGUCAAUAGUACAGUGGUCGUACAAACUCACCUUGUGGCGCGGGUAAUGAUCAGAGUCGUACAAUGGCGACAAUAUCACUACAGACCAAAGAAACCACUUCCGAAAGACGCAAUAAAUGGUCUUAGACGGCCACAACACCGCACGCGGAUCGGCCGAAUCCUCGCAGACAUCCUCGUGUCCGUUCUGUGCUUGGGCAUUCCCUAUCUCUUCUUGAACCGCUCACGCCGUCAACGAGUUGAUAUGGAAAGUGGCGUGCGCAGCUCCGGACCUAUGUUCGUUAUCAGCGCAUGUGCUUGCUUGGUGGCUGCGAUCAUAUUAAGCGCCUCGGUGACGUUUAUUUCCUUGCCCGGCUUGGACGAUAUUUCCCGGAUAGCUGGCUUGCUCGCUAUCUUGUUCUCGGCUUCCAGUAUGAUCUCGGCCGUGGUCGCGCUCUUACAAUACAAGGCAGACGCAGAGCGGACAAUGGUGUACGUUGGUGGUGAAGGGCUCGUGCUGCUCACGAGGAGAAGUAUAAUCAUGUCCCUCCCACUCGUCUUCCUAGCGUGGGCCACCAUCACCUUUGUGUCAGGCGUCACAUACUACUCUUUCCGGGAUACCAUCCUAACCGGACGGUUUGCACUCCGCAAUCCGUUCGAGGAUCAUACUCAUAGGACAAUGGUCGGGACGGCGGGAGGAAUUGCCGGAUUGCUCGUCAUCUCGGCUCUUCUCGCUCACGCAUGA